GACGAAAGUCGCUCAAUGUAAGAGGGCGACCUCCGGUGGCAGGCGGCAUCCAUUGCACAGCGGGUGUACGGCUUGUUAGUCCAAUCUUAUCGUUCGUUUUCAGUUGUCAUCAAUUUCCCCAAAUGCGUCCUACAAAGAAUCUUACAUCUUGCAAAAACAAACCUAUAUAAAAGGUCUACAUGAUGCAGGCGUGCUCGUCUCCGAGAUUGCAAUCAAAAUGGGCAGAUCCGAAUCAGACAUCUAUAGCGUCAUCAAGCCAAAAAAAGUAGACGAGGUUCCAGCCGUACCAAAACGUGUAGGACGGCCGCCAAAAUUGGAUGAUAGGGAUAAGCGUGCCAUAUUGCGAUAUAUGAAAAUGCAUCCUCGCACUACAUUAGGUGAAAUCACCAGCAACAGUCCAUGCAAGGUUGGCCCAGACACCGUCAGACGAAUGCUGCUGGCAGAAAAGAAAAACAGCAGAAGCGGCCGGAUGAAGCCGUGAAUUUGAAAAUACUAGACAAGUCAAUAAAUUUGAUCUCGUGUCCCCUGCUGCAUUACAGGCUAAUGCUUUGAG
Radiomyces spectabilis is the source of this 553-nucleotide messenger RNA. RefSeq lists its product as uncharacterized. The record is from RefSeq and is a predicted model, not a curated record. Lineage: Eukaryota; Fungi; Mucoromycota; Mucoromycetes; Mucorales; Radiomycetaceae. Bases 218 to 481 code for a protein of 87 amino acids. The transcript has a single exon.